AUGGUGGCAGCAUCUACGCAGGGCGGGGGGACUGGCGGUGGCAGAGGCAGCAGUGCUGGCGGUGGUCCCAGCUGCAGGACUGGCAGUGGCCACAGAGACUUGUGGGACAAGUGGAAGAUUGAUGAUAAGCCUGUAAAAAUUGACAAAUGGGAUGGAUCGGCUGUGAAGAAUUCUUUGGGUGAUUCUGCCAAAAAGAUCCUUCUGGAAAAGUACAAGUGUAUGGAGAAUUUUGGUCUGAUUGACGGUCACUUUACCAUCUGCACCAUCUUCUGUUUCUUUGCCAUAGUGGCUUUGAUUUGGGAUUAUAUGCACCCCUUUCCAGAAUCUAAGCCUGUUUUGGCCUUGUGUGUCAUAUCCUGUUUUGAGAUGACAGAGAUCCUGACCAUUUAUACUCGUAAGGAUAAGGCCCACAGGAAAGAUCCUAUAGGAAUGGAUCCUGAUUAUAUUUGGCAAUUGCCCUCCAGUCUCAAAAGGUUCAAUGACAAAUACAUUCUGAAGUUGACUUUCAUGAGUGGAAGAACAAAUCAGCAUCGAGAGUCUGAGUACAACAAGUCCAUGGCUAAGUUUUUUGACCACAGUGCAACACUGGUCAUGGAUGCAUACAAGCCUGAAAUAUCCAGGCUCCAUCACAUUCUUGCCACAGAAAGAAAAAUAAAGGGAUGCCUUGGUCGCUCAAUUGGUUAA
Molecule: messenger RNA, 684 nt
Organism: Ailuropoda melanoleuca (giant panda)
Lineage: Eukaryota; Metazoa; Chordata; Mammalia; Carnivora; Ursidae
Product: signal peptidase complex subunit 2-like
Biological process (GO): protein targeting to ER
Cellular component (GO): membrane; signal peptidase complex
Source: RefSeq, a predicted model, not a curated record